Molecule: messenger RNA, 3192 nt
Organism: Paramormyrops kingsleyae
Lineage: Eukaryota; Metazoa; Chordata; Actinopteri; Osteoglossiformes; Mormyridae
Source: RefSeq, a predicted model, not a curated record
GCGUGCAGCAGCCUCCCGACGCCCCGCCGGAUGGGGCAGCCCGAGUUCCGUCGACGGGGGCCCCGGCGUGUCCCGGAUGAGGCUCGGCUUCCGUGCGGGGCGGAGGCGGCGCAGCUCAGUGCAUCGGAGCGGGAGAUGGAGCGAGGGCGCUGUGCCGACUAGCCGAGGCUCACGGCAUCACAGACAGCCGCAGCCACCCAGAUAACAAGUGAGGGGCGAGUCGCUGAAGACAAAAAGCGGGAGAGAGAGGAGGAAAAAGAGAGCAAACAGAGUGCAACUUUCACCUCCGGCCCGCACACACACUAACACGGCAUUGAUGGUGAUGCAUGCAAGGAAACAGCCGAGACUGAGCGAUGGGUGCAGCGAGCGAAGGGACUCCCAGCCGUACCAGAGCAUUAAAUACCCAUCGAAGAGUCAUUUGGGCAGUGAUCACCGGCAUGAGAAGAUGCGAGAUGCCUCGGACCCAGCCCCACCGUACAAGAUGCUCCGGCGCUCAGAUAGUCCUGAAAACAGGCAGGGUGACCCCUUGGGCCACAGCAAAGCGAAGGCAACCCAUCAACAUCGGCUUAGAGAGAGAGAUGGAGGGACCAGUUAUUCUCCACAAGAAAAUUCACACAACCACAGCACUCUUCAAAGCUCAAAUUCACAUUCUAAUCCAAGCAAGACGUCAGAAGUACCCUACGAACCAGCAGACGAUUGGUCAGAACACAUUAGCUCUUCUGGGAAGAAAUACUAUUACAACUGCAGGACAGAGGUUUCCCAGUGGGAAAAGCCCAAGGAAUGGCUGGAAAGAGAGCAGAGGCAGAAGGACACCAGCAAACUGGCCAUGGUCAACAGCUUCCCCAAAGACAGGGACUACCGGCGGGAGGCCAUGCAGGCGGCAGCGGGCGGCGGCUUUGGCGGCACAAAGUGCACUGCAUCAGAUAAGCCUGCGUCACAUUCCUGCGCGCCCCAGUCAGUGCCAGCAGCAGCGACCUGCUCUGGCUCGGGCCUGAACCCGGCCAGCGCGGCGAGCGUUGGGUCGGCCUCCGCGCUCCCCGUAUCCCCGGUCCCUCAGUCGCCUGCGCCCCCCCUCCUCCAGGACCCUGGGCUUCUGCGGCAGCUCCUACCCGCCUUACAGGCCACCCUGCAGCUCAACAGCGCCACCGUGGACGUGGCCAAGAUCAACGAAGCCCUCACAGCUGCUGUCACGCAAGCUUCAUUGCAGUCUAUGCUUCAUAAGAUUCUCACGGCUGGACCGUCCGCUUUCAACAUCACUUCUAUGCUUCCCCAAGCCGCUCAGCUGUCCGCUCAAGCCCAGCAGUCCAGUCAGUCCCCCAUGUCCCUAACGUCAGACGCCUCGUCACCAAGGUCGUACGUGUCACCCAGGAUAAGCACCCCACAGACAAACACUGCACCUCCACUGAAGUCCCUUUCCAGCACGCCGCCGGUGUCGUCACAGCCAAAGGUAGGCGCCAUCUCUCCAGGAAGGAAGACUGAGCCUGGCCCGACGUUCCGGCUGAGCAUGUCUGCUCUCUGUGCUGUGCAGGUCAGCGUCAGCACGCCGGCACCGAAACCUGGACCCGUACCGCAGGCGGCCGCGCCGCAGCAGCCGCUCCCAGCCGACAAGCCGCUCGAGCGGGACUCUCCCCGCAGCCUCCAGAGGCAAAGCAGUCAGAGGAGCCCCUCCCCUGGUCCAAACCACAUCGCUGCCGGCAGCAGCGUAGCACCGACCGGUGCCCUGGCCCCCAGCGGCAUGCCGGGAAGGCCGACCUGCACCUUAACCCCCACACUAGCAUCCCAUUUUAACGAGAACCUCAUCAGGCACGUGCAGGGCUGGCCGGCAGAACACGUCGAGAAGCAGGCGUCACGGUUACGUGAAGAAGCCCACAACCUGGGAAGCAUUUACAUGUCUGAAAUUUGCACAGAGCUGAAAAACUUAAGAUCCUUAGUGCGAGUGUGUGAGAUCCAAGCGACGCUGCGCGAGCAGAGGAUACUAUUUUUGAGACAACAGAUUAAGGAACUUGACAAGUUGAAGAAUCAGAACUCCUUCAUGGUGUGAAAACUGGAGGGAAACCGAACUUCACACAGCUGGAGCUGAAGAACUGACUGUCUGUGGCCAGUCUUAAUGCUUUGGGGCGGCUGUUGGGUGGGGGCUUCGGACCAUUGAGCAAAGCUGGGGGGGGGGAGGCAAAGAGGCAUCCAAGGGCCGAACCAGGUUUGGAUUAUAAAAGGCCUUAAUGUAGAAUUCCUGUAGAUCUGUCCAUGUUGUAAAUACGUUUCGUAGAGUGAGGCCUCAGAAGAAAGAGCCACAUGGGGUUUUAACAUCAAGACUAACAGACACCAAGAUGGCUGCCCUUUGGCCUUCUCUUAUUAACCUGUCUGCAAACUCUAGCUCCUCUCCACGGAUCACGGAGUCAGCGGCUGGGGUUUGUGUGCCACGUGGGAGAGAUGUCCGUCACGGCCAGUGAUCUUUGGUUGAUCAAUCCCUUUCCAAAAGAAUCAGAAGCCAGACUUGGAAUUCUUAAGUGCUCUUGACUUCCAAACAAAGCUUUGGGAAGAUGCCGGAAUAACAACCUGCUGGAACAGAAGACACUUCUCCCCCCCCCCCCAAGCCUCCACAGCCCUAUCCCUGGAAUGGCUCUUGUCCAGCUGCGAUGAUUCACAGAUGGGAUUCUGACAAGCAGUGAUGUCACACUUUGGUCGAGAGGUCAGAGGUCACCUGAUGACCGCGAGGUGUAACAGUGCUCCAAAGGACAAGCAAGGUGCCCCCACUCCCACUGCCUCCCCCCUUCUGCCCGUGUAAUUUCAGCACCUCAAGAGGACGGUGUCCAUUUACCAUCUAACAUCCCUAUUUAGUUUCCAGAUUCCUUACUUUUUGUUACACAACUGUACUUUCAAAGCAAAACGUGCAAAGUUUUAGGUUUUCAAUGCACCUUGAACCAAGAUUUCAUUCCUAUGUACAGUUGAUCAAGUGAUACAAGAGGUAAGUUUUAUGAAUAGUUGCAGUGAUUACUAGUAUAUCUGAUGUAUUCAUAAAUUAUUGCUACACAUUUUUCUUUGCACCCUGUAAUGAUGGAUCGUGUGUGCUGCUGGGCACACUGGCUGAAAAGGGGCGACUCAGGCACGGAACUCCACGUGGCAGGGUUGGAGCGGCGAGGUCACAAGGUCAAAUGUGAAAUGUAUGUAUUGUAAUAAACAUACUAAAAUUGA